Messenger RNA from Verticillium nonalfalfae, 834 nucleotides. RefSeq lists its product as uncharacterized. Bases 1 to 834 code for a protein of 277 amino acids. The record is from RefSeq and is a predicted model, not a curated record. NCBI's taxonomy places the organism in Eukaryota, Fungi, Ascomycota, Sordariomycetes, Glomerellales, Plectosphaerellaceae. Gene Ontology annotation, molecular function: hydrolase activity. The transcript is spliced from 2 exons.
AUGUCUUGUCCCGAUUGCUUCAGCGGCGCCCUGCACAAGGGAAUUCCACGGGGGCGAGUCACGACUCUCCACGGUUUCGACGUGUACAUGACCGAGCCUCAAAACCAGCAGCCGGCCAAGGGCAUCAUCGUCGUGAUUCCCGAUGUCUUUGGCUGGGAGUUCCCCAACGCCCGCCUCAUCGCCGACAGAUAUGCCGACAAGGGCGGCUACAAGGUGUACCUCCCCGACUUCAUGGACGGCCACGCCGCACCCGUGUCCAUGCUCGCCAACAUGCGUGCCAUUUUCGGCGACGCCAACCUUCUGUCCAAGGCCUACAACCUCGUCUCGGCUCUCCUGGUCGUCGUCCCCUUCUUCUACCGCAACCGCUUCGGCAUCACCCACCCGCGCGUCAAGACCUUCUUCGCCGCCGUCCGCGCCGACGAGCCCGCCCUGCCCCUCGGCGCUGUCGGCUUCUGCUGGGGCGGCAAGCACACCGUGCUCCUCGCCCAGGGCCCCACCGGCGGCGGCGGCGACGGGAGCCACGACCAGCCCCUCAUCGACGCCGCCUUUACCGGCCACCCCAGCUUCGUGGUCCUGCCCGGCGACCUCGAGAAGCUGGUCGUGCCGCUGUCCAUUGCCGUGGGCAGCGAGGACAACCAGAUCCCGACAGCCAAGGCCGAGCGGGUGCGGCCGGUCAUCGAAGCCAGGCAUGGCGAGAUCAUAGUGUAUGACGGAUCGACUCACGGGUUCGCGCUGCGGGCCUCCUUUCCAAAGGACGAAAAGGUGGACGGACCAGGCGAGGAGGCCGAGGAUCAGUGCAUCGCGUGGUUCGGAAAGCACUUUCGCGCGACAUGA